Messenger RNA from Pezoporus flaviventris, 1883 nucleotides. RefSeq names its product family with sequence similarity 151 member B (gene FAM151B). NCBI's taxonomy places the organism in Eukaryota, Metazoa, Chordata, Aves, Psittaciformes, Psittacidae. The transcript has 5 exons. The record is from RefSeq and is a predicted model, not a curated record. The coding region runs from base 283 to 939 and encodes 218 amino acids.
GACGAUGGGCAGGGUAAGAGCUGCGUUGCUGGGGGUGCCGCGGCGGGUGCUGGGGCCGGGCUGCCCGAUUUGCGGUGCUGAAGGGCCGGUAUCUCGCUCCGCCGGCGGUGCUGAGAGAAUUCUUCGGCUUUCGGCGGUGCCGCAGGUGCCUGGAGCGAGCAGGCGGUGGAUCACUUUCUGAGGUCGCAGCGCAUCGAAGCCAGAGAUGCUGCCGCCGUCCGCUGGUUCCACGCCGCCAACAGCAAGGCCCGAGCCAGGGUGGCCGCGAGAAGUGAUGUUCACAUGAUAGAAGCAGAUGUUGUUCUUCGUGGUGGCCAGGGAGGAAAUGGAGACCCUAUCAUGGCUCAUCCACCUGAAACAGACAGUGACAACACGUUGCGGGAAUGGCUGAAAGAGAUUGUCAACACGGAUAAAGGCAUCAAGCUGGAUUUUAAGAGCCUAGAUGCCCUACGGCCUUCCUUGGAACUUCUUGAACAUGUGAAGCACCACUUGAGGCGACCCAUUUGGAUCAAUGCAGACAUCCUACCAGGACCUAAUGGCAGUAGCUCUGUAGUGGAUGCAACAGGAUUCCUUGGCACUGUCACCUCAUUUUUCCCAAAUGUGACCUUAUCACUAGGGUGGACAACUGGCUGGCACCCUGACAAGUGCAAUAAAGGCUAUGACUGGGUGAUGGUGAAGGAAAUGGCUCAGAUAUGCAACACGCUUCCCCAGCCUGUAACUUUCGCUGUAAGAGCAGCACUGGUACGACAGUCAGUAUCUGAGCUGCGCUGGUUAAUCCAGCAGUCAGAUAGGUACAGUCUCACCGUUUGGACAGGAAAGGAAGAUGUGUACUCUGUAGAAGAUUUGCUUUACAUCCGAGAAAACUUUGAUAAAAGUAAGGUUUAUUACGACAUUUUAGAGCCACAAAAUUCUGAAUUCAGAAAAGCCAUAGUAGCAUAGUAAAUAGGGAAGCAGGCAACGAAUGACCUUAUAAUACUUAGUCUCUUUAAACAUGAAGAUUUCUUGGUCAAAGAAAUGUAUUUUCCUUACUAGAAGAACUGUAUAGAACACAGUUGUGGACAUUGGAGGAGGUUUUGCAUAACAUGCAACUGAAAGGCUUCUCAAAUAGAAAUUUAGUGCCUUCUUAAUAAUUCCUUACUCAUCGUCUUCAUGCCCCUUCUUAUUUAUCCAGUGGCGUGUAGCAAAGGCUACUCAUGUUACCUGAAUAUUCUAGCACUUCUUCCGUAGAAGCAUAUAAAGGGGAGAAUGGCCCCAGCUUGUACUUGUGGACCAAGGUGAUUUGCUGCUAACUGCUUUCAUGUAAGCCAACAUCUUUGUGACCCUCAGUCUUUACUAAAGCCUGUUUAUGCUUUUUAUGGGGGAGGGCAAGAAUUAGGACUGUGUUAAUUACAGAGCUAUGCUGUUCCCAAAGGGGUUAUUUUGUAGCUCAUCAUGAUACACUCCAUUUUUAAUGCUGUUGCAGUUUAUUAAUGUUCUCACUCCUGUGUUUGCAGUGAAGUAGCAUGUUAGUACCUUUUUCUAGCUACAAUUACUUCUGACAUGUCUGCUGCAAAUUACUGUAAUUAUUGUAUGGUGACCCUCAGGAAAUACUCACUGCACACAUCAGUUACUCCAGAUGAGGUGUUGAGGUCUGUGUUCAGGAGCAGUAACCCUGGCAAAUGGGUGCAAUAAGCAGCUGGGAGUAGUGUCUCAGACUGCCACAGCAGAGCGUACUCAUUAAAACCCCAAAUAAAGCAGCAUUAUUUUUUAUUGUGCUUCCAGUAUAAUUCAAAGUAUCAUACCCUAUCAUCUUCUGAAUUUUGAACAUUUGAUUUUUUGGGGCAGUUUUAUGUUUGUUUUUUAUAUCCUUAUGGCUUGGCUCCCUUGAAAUUUUCAGUGGUCCU